Rhinocladiella mackenziei CBS 650.93 is the source of this 1974-nucleotide messenger RNA. RefSeq lists its product as uncharacterized. Bases 1 to 1974 code for a protein of 657 amino acids. Gene Ontology annotation, cellular component: nucleus. The transcript has 4 exons. Gene Ontology annotation, biological process: positive regulation of transcription by RNA polymerase II. Lineage: Eukaryota; Fungi; Ascomycota; Eurotiomycetes; Chaetothyriales; Herpotrichiellaceae. Gene Ontology annotation, molecular function: zinc ion binding; DNA-binding transcription factor activity, RNA polymerase II-specific; transcription cis-regulatory region binding. The record is from RefSeq and is a predicted model, not a curated record.
AUGGCGUAUCGAUCAAAUUCUAAAAGUCCCAAAUUCGGCAAUGCCAACAUUCCACGCGAUGCUCAGCAUGCCCCCGCUGCACAGAUGAAACCCGCCUCCCGAUCCUGGAAUGGCUGCGUUCGCUGCCGCAAACGACGACAGAAGUGCGGUGAGCAGAAGCCACAAUGCAGUCGAUGCCAGAGGGAUGGAAUCACAUGCAUAUAUGAGAGGACAUUGCGAUUCGGAGGGCGACCCUUUGCUCAGUCGCGUUUUGGAAAAUGUCUUUCGACCAAGGAUGGGGGCGCGCGAAAAGCCGUUACGACCGACGGAGGCUUCGUGUACACUUCAGUGCCGUCUCCAAAACGUGUCCCCUCCAAGCCAACUCUAGCGGCAGGCGAAGCAAGCUUCACCCCUGUCCGAGAAGAGAGUGCGACUCUCCCAUCUCAAGAAGCUAAUCUUGAUACAUCCUUAGAUUUAGUCCACCUCACCACCAGAUGGCAGCAUAUCACGAUUCCCGCUCGGAUCGACUUCUUCUCGUUCAUCCCUCCGAACAACAGAGCACUCCUGGAUUACUUUACUUGCAAUGCUUCCAUGGCUCUGGCUUCUCAUACUUUUGUCCACCAAGAAGUCUGCAAGCUUGUAUUGCCUAUGGUGAUGGAGAAUCCGGCACUCCUUUACGCGACCCUUGCCCUGGCUGAGAUUCAUCGUACUUCAUUAAUCUCGACGGUUGAUCUCCAAAUCGACCAUGGCACUAGAACGCUUGUCACGCAACUGACAGCCACCAGCAUUCGAUGUCUCCGCGCACAACUCCAACAGUCUCAAUCGAGUCAACUAGGAGCCAAUCUUGCCACUAUUCGUACACUUUUUCUGUGCGAAGUGAUCUCCGGAUCUCCCACUCUCCGGGCUUGGAGAGCGCAUUUCAUGGGAGCACAGGCCCUAAUCAUGUCAACGGAAAGAUCCUCUGGCAACGCCCCAAGCUCCUGGCAAGACUCCUCGAUCCAUUUCCUUCGACGGUGGUACAAUAUCACCGAAGCCCUCGUAGCCCUCACGACAGAGGGAUUGUCGGCGGGUCAGAUCACAUUCCCUGGGUCUCAAACGCAGCCAUAUGAAAGAGAACAUCAGGAAGUUUGUAUUGACGUGUACACUGGUUGCACAGAAGAUCUUUCCGUUGCUUUCAGAGAAAUCGGAGCCGUCGCUUGGGAAAGAGAGAGCGCCCCCGAUAAUCCGACUCAGCAUCCAAAACUUUCUGAGGCCGAUUUCUUACGCGAAGCAGACAUCCUAGAAUUGUCGGUCCGAAGAAUAAUGGAGCGUGAUAGGUCCCGCGCAGUCCUAUUCAACGUGUCCGGGGCUCAUGAAUUGUCACUGGAAGAGGGUGAAGAAUUCCUCCUCUGCAACGAAGCCUAUCAGCAUACCGCACUCAUCCACAUUCACAGACGUAUUCGUCGUCUCCCGCCAGAUGCUCCCUUGGUUCAAGAGUCUGUUAGAAGGAUCAUCGAAUGUGUUGACAACAUCAAGCCUGCCGCAACAUUAUCACCGCUCACCUUGUUGACCACUCCCCUGUUCACCGCAGGUUGUGAGGCUCAAGGCGUGGCACGGAGGAAGAUUGCACACUUUUUAACAAACAUGUUCUCCCUAUUACGAUUGCCAAACAUGAAACGAGCAUUAGAAGUGUUGGAGACAUUUUGGAGAGAAUCUGAAGCAUCUGGAAUCAACUGGGAGGAAUUCUCACGGGGUUCCCUUCCUCAUCCCCUCCCAGUUCCUUCGGAUCGGAAGACGACAGAGUUUGAUCCAGUUAAUGACGGAUCGCUCUUCUCCUCUUGCUUCUCGUGCGACCACUUGGGGCUAAUUGACUCCGUCCAUGGAAUAUCAAUACCAAGGAUCGAAUCCUUGGUCCGAGCCAUCCGAGGCGAGGACUAUUGGCUUCACCCAUCCACGGCGCCAUUUUUGGAGGACAAAUAUGUCGGCGGAAGGCAAACAGCACAAAUAAUCGCUUAA